UAUGGGUGUUAUUCGUGUACUGGGAUUUGCCUGCGGUGUUGUUACGGAUUUCCGACGGACUGUGUUCGUGAUGGAUAAUAUAGCAUUACAAGCUGAUGAAGUUCAGGCAUUGUCUGCAAUAUAUGAACAAGAGUGGCAGGUCAUCAGUGAACCAUCCAGAAUAUAUGCUGUAGUGGUUGGUGUUGAUUCUGGGAAGAAGGUCACACUGGAGGUGACUCUGCCUUCUGACUAUCCAUUGGAGGCACCACCUCAGUACCAGCUGCUGGCCCCCUGGCUGCGGGGCAGCCUGCGGCACCAGCUGGGCAGCCUCCUGGACACUCUGUACUGGGAGAACAUGGGUUCCAGUAUACUGUAUUUGUGGAUAGAGCGGAUCAAAGAAUUCUUAGAAGACCUUCGUGAUGGGGAUGAUAGUGAAGAGCCGGCGCCACCUGCCCCGGCCGAGACGCCGGCACUGCCACCUAGCGACGAGGACGCACAACCGUGUCCAGAGAUAACGCACGGCGAGUGUAUCAUGGACAGGAAGAGCGUGUUCCAGGGCCAUUGCGCCAUCGUGCGGUCCGUGCAGCAAGUCCGGCAGGUGGUGGCCCGGCUCAAGGAGAAUCGCAAGGUGGCAGCGGCGGCGCACAACAUGUGGGCGUACCGGAUAGGGGGCGCGACCAGCGGCGCCUUCCAGCAGGACUGCGACGACGACGGCGAGACGCACGCCGGCGCGCGCAUGCUCCACCUACUGGAGGACGUGGUGGUGGUGGUCAGCCGGUGGUUCGGCGGCAUCCUGCUGGGCCCCGACCGGUUUCGGCACAUCAACAACGCCACUCGGGGCGUUCCUGACAAGAAGAAGCACUAG
This is a messenger RNA of Pollicipes pollicipes, 844 nucleotides long. RefSeq names its product protein IMPACT. Gene Ontology annotation, cellular component: cytoplasm. NCBI's taxonomy places the organism in Eukaryota, Metazoa, Arthropoda, Thecostraca, Pollicipedomorpha, Pollicipedidae. Gene Ontology annotation, biological process: regulation of translational initiation; GCN2-mediated signaling. The coding region runs from base 2 to 844 and encodes 280 amino acids. Gene Ontology annotation, molecular function: protein binding. The record is from RefSeq and is a predicted model, not a curated record. The transcript is spliced from 8 exons.